Messenger RNA from Portunus trituberculatus (swimming crab), 1421 nucleotides. RefSeq names its product extensin-like. The record is from RefSeq and is a predicted model, not a curated record. NCBI's taxonomy places the organism in Eukaryota, Metazoa, Arthropoda, Malacostraca, Decapoda, Portunidae. The coding region runs from base 1 to 1266 and encodes 421 amino acids. The transcript has 3 exons.
AUGUACCUGGUGACUAGUGUGGCCCUGGUUCCCGCCCCUGGUGAGGUGGUGGUGGUGGUGGUGGCGGUGGUGGUGGUGGAGGGUGACAGCACGGACACCGAAACCCAUCUGACGAAGGAGUGGGAGGAGCCAGCCAGGCAUCGCGGCGACGUCCUAGACCUGCAGGACCAGUUCAGGCGGCGCCGCUCCCCUGUCUUUGGCGUCCUACGCUCCCUCUUCAGCAAGAAGAGGCGCCCUUCAAAGGCCCCAAGGCCAUCCUAUGGCCCCCCUCCCAAAGCUCCUAGGCCAUCCUAUGGGCCACCACCCAAGGCUCCUUCAAAGGCACCCAGCUCAUCCUACGGACCCCCACCCAAGGCUCCUUCAAAGGCCCCCAGCUCAUCCUAUGGAGCCCCACCCAAGGCCCCUAGCCCAUCCUAUGGUCCUCCUCCAAAAGCUCCUAGUUCAUCCUACGGCCCUCCCCCCAAGGCCCCCAGUCCAUCCUACGGACCCCCUCCCAAGGCUCCUUCAAAGGCCCCCAGCCCAUCCUAUGGACCCCCUCCCAAGGCGCCCAGCCCAUCCUAUGGACCCCCUCCCAAGGCGCCCAGCCCAUCCUACGGCCCUCCUCCCAAGGCUCCCAGCCCAUCCUACGGACCCCCUCCCAAGGCACCCAGCCCAUCCUACGGACCCCCUCCCAAGGCACCCAGCCCAUCCUACGGACCCCCUCCCAAGGCACCCAGCCCAUCCUAUGGACCCCCUCCCAAGGCGCCAAGCCCAUCCUACGGCCCUCCUCCCAAGGCUCCCAGCCCAUCCUACGGACCCCCUCCCAAGGCACCCAGCCCAUCCUACGGCCCUCCUCCCAAGGCACCCAGCCCAUCCUACGGCCCUCCUCCCAAGGCACCCAGCCCAUCCUACGGACCCCCUCCCAAGGCUCCCAGCCCAUCCUAUGGUCCUCCCCCCAAAGCUCCCAGCCCAUCCUACGGCCCUCCUCCCAAGGCACCCAGCCCAUCCUACGGACCCCCUCCCAAGGCCCCCAGCCCAUCCUACGGCGCCCCUCCCAAGGCACCCAGCCCAUCCUACGGCCCUCCUCCCAAGGCUCCCAGCCCAUCCUACGGACCCCCUCCUAAGGCUCCCAGCCCAUCCUAUGGUCCUCCCCCCAAGGCUCCCAGCCCAUCCUACGGACCCCCUCCCAAGGCACCCAGCCCAUCCUACGGUCCUCCUCCCAAGGCACCCAGUUCAUCCUACGGCGCCCCUCCCAAGGCUCCUAGCAGUUCCUAUGGCGCUCCUUAACAUCCUACUCGUCAUGAAGUCCUAAAUGUGAAGAAUGCAAGGAUGAGGAAGAUGAAGAAGCGAAAGAUGGAGAAGAGAAAGGAAGAUAAGGAAAGGAGGAAUGAGAGGAUAGAGAUAAAAAAGGAAUUAGACCAUAAGAAGAAGGAUGAAGGAAA